Molecule: messenger RNA, 1187 nt
Organism: Tripterygium wilfordii
Lineage: Eukaryota; Viridiplantae; Streptophyta; Magnoliopsida; Celastrales; Celastraceae
Product: B-box zinc finger protein 19-like
Exons: 5
Coding region: 246-779 (177 amino acids)
Biological process (GO): photomorphogenesis; regulation of DNA-templated transcription
Cellular component (GO): nucleus
Molecular function (GO): zinc ion binding
Source: RefSeq, a predicted model, not a curated record
UGCCGUUGUGCGCCUAUGACAAUGCCACAUGUUCCAAUCCAAGACAAUGUCUUCCAUGAUCCCUCCAGGUCCACCAUUGAAAUCCCAUCCAUCCAUCAUCAUCUUCAGCAACAGCAAUAAAAACACCAGCAAGAAAAAGUAACAUCGUAGGUACUUGAAUUCUGGGUGGUUUUUUUUUUGUCGUGUAUGAGUACGGUUAUUGGUGGGUGGUUCCGUUGUUGGAGAGAUGAGAGUGGAAGAGAAUUAUGCGAACGCUUUGUGACGCCUGUGAAAGCGCCGUCGCCGUCGUGUUUUGCGCCGCCGAUGAGGCUGCUCUCUGCCGUUCCUGUGAUGAUAAGGUCCACUUGUGUAAUAAGCUUGCUAGUCGGCAUGUUCGUGUGGGUCUAGCUGCCCCCAGUGAUAUUCCUCGCUGUGACAUAUGUGAAAAUGCACCUGCUUUCUUUUACUGUGAGAUAGAUGGAACUUCACUCUGUUUGCAAUGUGAUAUGGCUGUUCAUGUUGGAGGUAAAAGAAUGCAUGGAAGAUAUCUGCUGUUCAGGCAGAGAGUUGAGUUUCCUGGGGAUAAACUUGAUCAGCUUGAUGACCCAGCUUCACAACAGACAGAUCCGGGUGAGACAAAAAGAGGACAAAGUCAGCCAGCUAACCUCAUUGUGGGAGAUAAUCAACAGAAUCACAGGGCCUCACCUGUUCCAGAUGGUGCAGUUGAUGGGCAUGCUACCAAAUUAAUUGAUUUGAACUUGAAGCCUCAACGAAUACAUGGACUACCCGAUAAUCAGUGAUGAUGAUGAACAACCUGGAAGCAUGAUUCAAUGGGUAUGCUGUAAGACGGUCCAAAAGGCGAGCGAGGUCCAUCUACACCUGUAUUUCCUUCCAGUAUGUUUUGGUGUUUUCGCUCUCUUCAUUCUGCUAAAGCCAGCAAUGUGCUUAUUGAGAGGCUUGAAGAAUAUUUUUUGUUUGGUAACAUAGCACAAUGGUUAGAAUAGUUGGAUGAUAGUCAUACCCUUACAUGGUUACAUCCAAAGAAAUAUAAUGUUGCAAUAUUUUGAUUGAAUCAUUGGAUGCAUGGUGAGAGUGUUUCAGAACUGUACCAUGACCUUGUAUUUGUAUAGCUUAGAGUUCCUGUUGUGGUGGGCAUCAUCCAAAAUUUUCAGCAUAAGAACAAAGAAUGUGUCUUUUAACUUCUUGAU